UGAUUACACACGAUACAAGUACAAGCGGUGUCGAUGAUAAAACUGAGAAGUAAUUGUUUCGAUUCUAAUUCUGAGACGACUUUCUCCAAGAUUAGGCCCAUUGUGAGGUCCAGAUCACCGCACUUUUCAGCAGAGUGUUCGCUCAUAGCGCACCUCUCUCAGCGGCGAGUACCAAUUAGGCAAAAGUUAUCCAGCCUACGUGCCCUUACUGGUGCCAGCAGAAAGCGCCGUGAUUUCUGAUUGACCAGAUGCGGAAAUGGCUGACGCAGCUUCAAGAGCUCCACGUGCACCAGUACGGCAGCUGAGCCAUGACCAAAUCACGCAGUUAGCCGGUGCGUUGGGAAACGCAAUCAGCCGUGGAGACCAGAACGCCGCAGCGGAGGUUGCGCGAAACUUGGCGGCCGAGCAUUCGCAGCUCGUUUUCCAGCCUAAGAAUGCACCAGCUGCUGCACAACCUGGUGCAAGUGAUCGCAUAACGCUGACAGUGCACAUUGAAGAUCGCAUGGAGGUGGCCGACAAACCCAAGGUGACCGUCAAGAUCUGGCCCGGCAUGACGUUUCUCGAACUCAAACUCAUGUUUUACGAUAAAUAUGAUCUUCCGGUUGAGUGCCAACGGUGGAUACACAACAAGAGUAUGAAGAGUGAUCGCGACACUCUGGCAAGCUCAGGAAUCACGGCGUCGGGCCACACUCUUUUCCUGUAUCUCCUGUCGAAGGAGGCGGCCCAUCUACCGUGCAGUCGGCAGGACUAUCGGCCGCCGAAUAUCCCUAGAGCACAUACAUCAGCACAGCAGCCCACGGGGACAGGUGCUACCAACAUGCAGCCGUCGUCGCCAGCAGCUUACAUACAGACACCAGUGCAAAUGGAGCCACAGCCUCUGCCAACGCACAUGCCACUAGAACCAAACAUGCCACGUGUGCAGGAGCAGGAUACCGGUGCACAGCCGAACGUUCGGCAACAAGCAGCAGACGAACCAUUCCUGUGGCGUCCGCCUGACAAGAAGAGGCAAGUGCCGCCGGUAUUCAAUGCCGAGGUCAGCUCCUCCAACCCGGCGGCCACAGCCCAGCAACUUGCCAACGCCCUGCCUAUGAAUAUACCUAUGAAUAUACCUAUGGCUGGACCGCCGCCGCACCACCAGCAACAGCAACAAUACGAACACCCGCUGUAUGAGCACCAGCAGUACGAUCACCAGCAGCCACACCACCAGCAGCCGCAACUACACCAGCCACCACAACAGCAGCAGCAGCAGCAGCAGCAGCACCUUGAACUGCGUCUUCCCACGAACGACCUAGCUCUCACUGGUAACGGCGGCGGGACAGUGGCCGGUGGUUCCUCACCAGCGGUGGUGGCAGCUGACUCGGGACCGCUGCUAGAAUCUAGCGACGAGAUACCCGAGGAUGGCUGGAACUGUCCUGUGUGUACGCUGCGGAAUCAUCCCACGCGACCGGGAUGCUCGGCGUGCACCAAGGAACGGCCAGCGGACUAUGUGUUGCCUGAGCGCUACGACCGUCAGGAGGAGAUAAUCCGUGCACAGGUGCGUGCGGAGCAGGAAAGACUCCUGACUGGAGUCACUCACAAUCAGGCACAAGGAGCCCCUGGGCCUGGACAGGGACUGCCAACGCCCGAUGCAUAGCGUAAACACGCACGCACGCACACCGCCACAGCUGAUUGCCAGGCGUGCCGCUGACUGCGCAGCCAUCAUGACGCCGGGAGUCCGAUCAACCAUAGUGUAUGUGCUAGCAGUAUGUUGAACUUCUUCUUGAUAACCAAGUGAUGUGUAGGGAAUGGUGUCACACUCAAAUAUAUACUACAGAUUACAGACUGCAGUAAAUGAUCAUUGUGUUGCACAGAACAUGGCAAUGGUGCUCACACCAAUUUUUCCUCUUUUCCUGUUAUGAGUAAAUAACAAAUAGUUUCUUUUUGCUCUGUUUUGGUGUUGAGUGCUUUAUAUUUGCAUUGCAAACACUUAAAAAUGGCUGAACCUGGCUGACAAGGUCAAAUUCUAA
This is a messenger RNA of Sycon ciliatum, 2006 nucleotides long. Its product is annotated as mastermind-like domain-containing protein 1. Bases 257 to 1633 code for a protein of 458 amino acids. NCBI's taxonomy places the organism in Eukaryota, Metazoa, Porifera, Calcarea, Leucosolenida, Sycettidae. The record is from RefSeq and is a predicted model, not a curated record. The transcript is spliced from 10 exons.